AUGCAGGCAGCGCGGGAGAAUGGCGCCGGGGGUAUUGGAGUUCUCACGGGUUCGUUCUCACGGGACCAGUUGGAGGCGGAAGAUCCCGUCGCCGUGUUAAAGGAUCUUUCAGAUACAGACGGAUUUUUGCAGCUAUUAGGGUUGCAGGAAACUUGA
Molecule: messenger RNA, 156 nt
Organism: Chondrus crispus (carragheen)
Lineage: Eukaryota; Rhodophyta; Florideophyceae; Gigartinales; Gigartinaceae
Exons: 1
Coding region: 1-156 (51 amino acids)
Source: RefSeq, a predicted model, not a curated record